UCUUUGUUAUUUUGGGAGAAAGAGCAACUCAAUGUAAAAAGAGUGUAGACACUCUUAUCCUGUUGUGAAGAUAGUCAUGUGUCCUAAUCCUAAUAUAAUAUAGAGCUUCACUAACGGCCACAUAUGGCCUCCAUCCUCUUCAAACCAACAACUCAAUUCCAACUCCAACUCUAUUCUUCAACGAUUUUACUAAACCCCUUCAAGUUUCAUACUAGUCUACCAAGAAUUUCAUCUUCCAUUCAUGUCACUCACGUGGAGACACAGACAACAGAGCAAGAAAUUUCACACACCAGAAGAGAUGGUAAAACUAAUAGUAACAAAAAUGGUUCUGGGUUUUCAUCCUUUACUCCCAAAUAUAAGAAAUCUUAUUCUGGUCAGGAAAAUGGUGCCAAAAGAGUUGUUCUAAAAGAUAGAAAUGCAAAAUUGAAACCUAAAAGAAGGAGCUCUACUACUACUACUAAUAAUAAUAAGGCUGCGGAGUCAAAGAAGAGUAAAAUUGAUUCUACAUUGAGGAUUGGAUUAGAUAUGUGCUCAAAAAGAGGGGAUGUACUUAGUGCAAUUAAGCUAUAUGAUUUGGCACUGCUACAAGGAAUAGUAAUGGGACAGUAUCAUUAUGCUGUACUUCUCUAUCUUUGUGCUUCUGCAGCUACUGGUCUCAUUCACCCAGCAAAAAGUGGAAGUGUUAAUAGGACUUUGAAUGCUCCCAAUGAACAGGAGUUUAGCCUUAAUGACAAAGUAAUUGAGCAUGAUUCACAUUUGUUGAGCUCUUCCACUGUAGAUGAAUUUGUUCAAUUUAUGAAGAGCAGUGCAAAAAGUGUGAGACAAGAUGACAAUGGAAUUAAAGUGAGUGAAGAUGUAAGACAUUAUGCACUUACAAGGGGUUUUGAAAUAUAUGAGAAAAUGCUCUCAGACGAGGUACAAAUCAAUGAAGCAACCCUUACAUCUGUUGCAAGAAUGGCAAUGGCAUUAGGGAAUGGUGAUAUGGCAUUUGAUGUUGUAAAGAAAAUGAAAGAAGAUGGAAUAAACCCCAAACUACGAUCGUAUGCUCCUGCAUUAUCUGUUUUCUGCAAUAACGGGGAUGUCGACAAGGCAUUUAUAGUUGAACAACACAUGUUAGAGAAUGGUAUCUACCCGGAGGAACUUGAGCUGGAGGCACUUCUAAAAGUAAGUAUAGAAGCUGAAAGGAGUGAAAAAGUGUACUAUUUGUUACAUAAGCUUAGAGAAGGAGUUCGAAAAGUCUCACCUUCUACUGCAGAUUUGAUUGACAAGUGGUUCAACAGCAAGGUAGCUUCAAGGGUGGGAAAAAGAAAAUGGGAUGUAAGAUCCAUACACAAAGCUAUUAAAAAUGGAGGUGGUGGCUGGCAUGGACAAGGCUGGUUGGGUAAUGGAAAAUGGACUGUAUCACGUGGAAUCGUUGGCUCUGAUGGCUGCUGCAAAUGCUGUGCCGAGAAGCUCGUGACCAUUGAUCUUGAUCCAGAAGAAACUGAAAAGUUUGCUAAGUCAGUUGCUUCUAUAGCUGCGCAGAGAGAGAGAAAUUCGAGCUUCCAGAAAUUUCAAAGAUGGCUUGAUUACUAUGGACCAUUUGAAGCUGUUAUUGAUGGUGCAAAUGUUGGUCUUUACAGCCAAAGAAAGUUUAGGCCAUCUAAGGUCAAUGCUGUCGUCAAUGGAAUUCGUCAGAUGCUUCCUUCAAAAAAGUGGCCGCUAAUAGUUCUGCACAAUAGACGUAUUACUGGAGAUAAGAUGGAUGAACCAUUCAAUCGAUCGUUAGUUGAGAAGUGGAAAAAUGCGGAUGCGAUCUAUGCAACACCUACUGGGUCAAAUGAUGAUUGGUACUGGUUGUAUGCAGCUAUAAAAUUUCGGUGCUUGCUUGUGACCAAUGAUGAGAUGAGGGACCAUUUAUUUCAACUUCUGGGAAAUGACUUUUUCCCAAAAUGGAAGGAAAGGCAUCAGGUGCGUUUCAGUUUCUCUGAAACAGGUCCAGUAUUUCACAUGCCGCCUCCAUGUUCUAUUGUAAUUCAGGAGUCGGAAGAAGGAAACUGGCAUGUACCAAUUGCCUCAGAACUUGAAUCAGAAGAGGAAAGGACGUGGCUGUGCAUUAGGCGUGCCAAUUCACCUAUGGCACAUCAAGAUUCUUCCAGAGUAAACAUAUCCAAAAAUGUUGGUGAUCCCACUCACAAAUGCCCUCCUACGUCAUCAGACUCUCCUCACAACAAGGGAGAUGCAAAGUCAAGCACAAGAAGGAAAAAUCAAGUUAAGGUGACAGGAAAAACGCAUGGCAGCCACUGUCGGGGUAAGGAUGCACCUGAAGAGAUGUAUAGAAGUCUUAAAAACAUAUUACAACCGUCAAUAACCUCAGAUCAUUGUUCCAUUCUUCCAGAACUGAAGGCCGCAGAGGAGUUAGGGAGAUGCGUAGUCGAUUUUCAAAUAUAAACUCUUUAGUGUGGACUUUGGACCUUUUUGACACAAAAGAUGGUGCAAGCAGCCUCUAUUCCAGUAGGUAUACCACAUACUUGAACAAGAGUUCAAUUUAGAUCUUUCUGCCAUGUAGAUUAGAUAGGAGUUUUCUGUUAUUAGGGAGGAAAAGAAAUGGGAUGGCAAGGCUUGUCUUGGGGUUCUUAUUAUAACAGCAGUUUGUAUGAUUUUUGCCAGCAUUAAAAGUAGUUUUAUUAGUCUUUAUGGUGAAUAAUUUUCUUCAA
This is a messenger RNA of Solanum pennellii, 2696 nucleotides long. RefSeq names its product proteinaceous RNase P 1, chloroplastic/mitochondrial-like. The record is from RefSeq and is a predicted model, not a curated record. The transcript is spliced from 7 exons. Gene Ontology annotation, biological process: tRNA 5'-leader removal. Gene Ontology annotation, molecular function: ribonuclease P activity; protein binding. The coding region runs from base 124 to 2430 and encodes 768 amino acids. Lineage: Eukaryota; Viridiplantae; Streptophyta; Magnoliopsida; Solanales; Solanaceae.